Molecule: messenger RNA, 960 nt
Organism: Penicillium egyptiacum
Lineage: Eukaryota; Fungi; Ascomycota; Eurotiomycetes; Eurotiales; Aspergillaceae
Source: the annotation of a GenBank genome assembly
AUGAGAGAUGCUGAGGAUCAAUCCCAACGCGAGGACCACCCCAAACACCAGAAUCACCCCGAACAUGACCAGCCCGAAAGGGAGAAUCAGAAUCAGCCUAAACACGAGGAUCACCCCGAACGUGACACCGUAAACGAACGCAUCGACUUCGAAUGGACCCCUGAACUUGUGAAGAUUGGAACCUCUCGCGGCGCGAUACAUCCGUCGAUUGGUCCUAUCGAAUACAACGGCCAACCUAGUUAUAAGUACUGGCCUGGUAUGACGCUGCCAGACCCGGCUAAUACGCGGGAAUGUCUGAAGUGGGCUGGAUUGUCCGACCAAAAGAUCGUUGAGGUCGAACAGAAAUUCAAUGAUGUAUAUCCAGAUUAUCAAGGACCCGCCUGUGGGUAUGAGGAGAAACAUUACCGGACUGGCUAUAAUAAAAUUGUAUUCCCUAAGGUCGAGAAAAUGUUGGAAAUAUUCAUCCAAGGAAUGCAUGAUGAUCAUGAUGAGUUUGAAUACAACCAUAAAUUCGCCAUAUUCUGUGGACUACAUAAGGACGAUCCCCGGGCUAUUGAUGACCCCCGCCUAUUCGAAGAAAAAUGGUUUGGUUUAGGCCCAGCGGAUAUCAUGGGUGAUACCCUCAUACCAUUUUGGAUCGAUGUCGAGGAAUUUAUAGCAACCAAGUUGGUGUACGAGGGGAAGGCAUGGGACGAUUGUUAUGGAAGAUGCUUGGUUCGUGAGGGGGAAAGCCUAGAUCAAGCGAAAGCGAGAAUGAAUGAUCAAGAGCGUGAGAGGCUUAAAGAGCAAGCGGCAAAGCAAUUCGAAGCAGAAUGGGAACGUAAGAGACAAGAGUGGGACAGAAAGUGCGCAGAAGACGAGGCCAUAUGGGCAGAAGAAGACAGACAGGAGGCGGAGAUGCUUCAGCAACAAAACAUCGACAAGACCGUUCAGCAGAAGGAUAAGGAAGGAACGCAGUAA